GCCCCGCGGCCCUCGACUGCCGAUGAGUUUCCGGGUCGGCGGCCUGAACUUGUGCUGCUGCCGCCGCCAGUUGUUGACCGCGGGCGGAUAAAGAGAGAGAGAGAGAGAAAGGCUAGGCUGUGUGUCGGGAGCAUGGGGCUAUGCUAGCGGGCGGGGAGGCGCUAAAGUGAGGCGGCUGCCCGGCUCGGGGAGUGCCGCCUGCAGCUGUCAGCGCCGCCACGCCGCCAGGAGCCGCCGCUGAACAAAGGGGUAGUGAGACGGUGGCAACUGCAGCGCUCUGCCUGCGCGGAGCGAGCCUCGCCGCCGGGCGGGCGGGCACUCCUCACCGCUGCAGCCGCUGAGUGACUGCCCGGCUGCCCGCGGACUGGAGACCCGGCGGAGCGGGCACUCCAGAGGGCGCCGCAUCCGGAGCGGAGCGAGGGGGAGAGAAGCGGCCGUUGAGCAAAUGGAGGCGCUGAGUGGCGGGCGCGGAGGCGCCGGGAAGGGCCGGGGAGAGCCCCUGUGAGGAGCCGGCUGUGAAGCAUGUUACAGAACUGUGCAAGUGGAUGAAGGGGAAAGGAAAAAGUGCCAUUGAUAGCUAGGAUAGCAACAUGGGAAAUACAACCACCAAAUUUCGCAAAGCUCUUAUAAAUGGAGACGAAAACUUGGCCUGCCAAAUCUAUGAGAGCAACCCUCAACUAAAAGAAACUCUUGACCCAAAUACUUCUUAUGGAGAAACGUACCAGCACAAUACUCCACUCCAUUAUGCUGCUAGACAUGGAAUGAACCGUAUUCUGGGAACUUUCCUUUUUGUUAGAGAUGGUAACCCAAAUAAACGGAAUGUGCACAACGAGACAUCUAUGCACUUACUGUGUAUGGGACCUCAGAUCAUGAUCUCAGAAGGAGCUCUUCAUCCUCGCCUGACACGACCCUCAGAAGAUGACUGCAGAAGAGCAGAUUGUCUGCAAAUGAUCCUGAAAUGGAAGGGAGCAAAGCUGGAUGAAGGACAAUAUGAACGAGCAGCCAUUGAUGCUGUUGAUAACAAAAAAAAUACACCUUUGCACUAUGCUGCUGCCUCAGGGAUGAAAACCUGUGUUGAGCUUCUAGUAAAACAUGGUGGAGAUUUGUUUGCAGAAAAUGAAAAUAAAGAUACCCCAUGUGACUGUGCAGAGAAACAACACCACAAAGAGCUGGCUCUUAACCUGGAAUCUCGAAUGGUAUUUUCACGUGAUCCUGAAGCUGAAAGCAUUGAAGCUGAAUAUGCUGCUUUAGACAAAAAAGAGCCAUAUGAGGGACUAAGACUUCAGGACCUGCGAAGGCUUAAGGAUAUGCUGAUCGUGGAAUCCGCUGACAUGCUCCAAGCCCCGCUCUUUACUGCAGAAGCUUUACUUCGGGCACAUGACUGGGACAGGGAGAAGUUACUUGAAGCAUGGAUGUCUAAUCCAGAGAACUGCUGCCAGCGUUCAGGGGUUCAGAUGCCAACUCCUCCUCCGAGUGGAUACAAUGCCUGGGAUACACUUCCUUCUCCACGAACUCCACGCACUACUCGCUCUUCUGUAACUUCCCCUGAUGAAAUCACCCCCUCACCAGGAGACAUUGAGACAGCUGUGUGUGACAUUUGCAUGUGUAAUAUAUCUGUGUUUGAAGACCCAGUGGAUAUGCCUUGUGGACAUGACUUCUGCAGAGCAUGCUGGGAGGCAUUUUUGAAUCUGAAAAUUCAGGAAGGUGAAGCUCACAACAUUUUUUGCCCAGCAUAUGAUUGUUUCCAGCUUGUGCCUGUAGACGUCAUAGAAAGUGUGGUUUCCAAGGAGAUGGACAGAAGAUAUCUUCAAUUUGACAUUAAGGCCUUUGUUGAAAAUAAUCCUGCUAUUAAAUGGUGUCCUAUACCGGGCUGUGAAAGAGCAGUAAGGCUAACAAGACAAGGAUCAAAUUCAACAGGAUCAGAUACACUCAGCUUCCCUAUGCUAAAAGCCCCUGCUGUAGAUUGUGGGAAAGGACAUCUUUUCUGCUGGGAAUGUCUCGGUGAAGCACAUGAACCUUGUGACUGCCAAACCUGGAAGGACUGGCUACAGAAAAUAUCUGAAAUGAAACCAGAAGAACUUGUGGGAGUGAGUGAAGCUUAUGAAGAUGCUGCCAACUGCCUGUGGUUACUAACGAACUCCAAACCAUGCGCCAACUGCAAAUCUCCAAUUCAGAAGAAUGAGGGCUGCAACCACAUGCAGUGUGCAAAGUGCAAGUAUGACUUUUGCUGGAUAUGCUUAGAAGAAUGGAAGAAGCACAGCUCUUCCACUGGAGGCUACUACAGAUGCACUCGCUAUGAGGUUAUUCAGCAUGUGGAGGAACAGUCCAAAGAGAUGACAGUAGAGGCUGAAAAGAAGCAUAGAAGAUUUCAAGAGCUUGAUAGGUUUAUGCACUAUUACACAAGAUUUAAGAACCAUGAACUUAGCUACCAGUUAGAACAGCGCCUUCUGAAAACAGCCAAAGAAAAGAUGGAGCAGUUGAGUAGAGCUCUCAGUGGAACUGAGGGAGGCUGUCCUGAUACCACGUUCAUUGAAGAUGCAGUGCAAGAGCUUUUAAAAACUCGCCGCAUUCUUAAGUGUUCUUAUCCAUAUGGAUUCUUUUUGGAGCCUAAAAGCACAAAGAAAGAAAUAUUUGAACUUAUGCAGACAGACUUAGAAAUGGUCACUGAAGACCUUGCACAGAAAGUGAACAGGCCUUACCUUCGGACUCCUCGCCAUAAAAUCAUCCGUGCAGCUUGUCUUGUGCAGCAGAAGAGACAAGAAUUCCUGGCCUCUGUGGCCCGUGGUGUGGCUCCUGCAGACUCACCAGAAGCACCCAGGCGCAGCUUUGCUGGUGGAACAUGGGAUUGGGAAUAUUUAGGAUUUGCAUCCCCAGAGGAAUAUGCUGAAUUUCAGUAUCGGAGGAGGCACAGGCAGCGUCGACGUGGAGACAUGCACAGUCUGCUGAGUAAUACUCCAGAUCCUGAUGACCCCAGUGAGAGUACACUAGACACUCAGGAAGGUGGCAGUAGUAGAAGACAUGGCACCUCCAUGGCUCUGAGUUCUUUGGAUGAAGAUGACCCAAACAUUCUGCUAGCUAUUCAGUUAUCAUUACAAGAAUCUGGCUUGGCCAUAGAUGAAGAAACUAGAGACUUCCUAAAUAAUGAGGCAUCUUUAGGAGCAAUAGGUACCUCUUUGCCUACAAGACUGGACUCUGCUCCCAUAAGUAUAGAUAAUCCAAGAGGCGCUUUGAGCAGCUCUGAGCUGUUAGAACUUGGUGACAGCCUGAUGAGACUAGGGACAGGCAACGAUCCCUUUUCAGCUGAUCGUCUUCACUCACACCCUUGUAGCGACAUAAGAAGUGGAUUGUACUCAACAUCCAGUGAUGCCGAUUCCAGCAGUCAAGAUCCCAAUACCAGUGAAAAUCUACUUGGAAAUAUUAUGGCCUGGUUUCAUGACAUGAACCCACAGAGUAUUGCUUUGAUCCCCUCAACAAGUACUGAAGCAGAUGAGGAUUCACAGCAACCCAGUACUGAAGACGGGUCAGCAGGUCAACCAAAUCUUACAGACACAAGGCUGGAGCCUCAGGAGGAGCAUGCACUAUUUGAGGAUGCACUCAAAAAUGAAGGCAGAGGAACCCAAACAGAGGAAAGCACUUCUGAAGAAAACAUUAUUCCAGGUGAAAUGGUAUCAGAAAGCAGUGAUAGUAACAGGGAGGUAACAAGCCCUCUGGAUGCUUCAGGAGAUGCUUCAAGUCAGACUCCUCAAACCUCAAGUGAAUGGAUUGAACAUGUGCAUCUGGUAUGAAUAAAAACUAAAUCUGGAGUAAAUGAAUGGCAGUGACAGAUGGUACAGUAUGUGGAGUAAGCAUUAUGGAGGCUUUGAUCCACAUAAUUACAGCUCAGCUGUAACCACUGACGUAACAUCGGAUAUCUAGGAGUUCUCUUGAAUUGUAGUUCUUCAUAAUAAAGUGAACCUUUCAAGGAAUAUCCUUUGCGUUUAAUUAGGUAGUACUUGCCUUUUUGCUCUCAAGAGGAAGGAAUAAGUAGGUUGUACUCCACAUUCCUAAUACAAUGCAGCAUCUGUUUAGCCUUAGGUUGAUGAUCCUUAACUUGAAAGUAUGGAUUAAAGGCUUACACUGAUUAUUUUGGUUGGUUUUCCUAAGAAAUAGUUUAUUCCAUUUUUUUAGAACUCAUUCUUUCACCAAAAUAACAUUUAGCAGUUUGUUUGCAUUUUGUUUUUGUUUUCUGUAACUUUUCUAUACUCAUUUUUCAUUUUUGUUAGCAGUGUGAACAGAGGUAUUUAAUGCUUCUCCUUAGUACUGCUCCAGGAACAAGUUUUAGGGGAUAUUCUUUCCCACUAAAAUCAAAGAUUUUUUCAUGUCUAUUUACAGUCCAAAUGUGCCAAACUGUGAAUAGUUAGCUGGCAGUAGCCUAACAAAACAGUGCAGUGUUACUCUAUGAAACUAAUCCCACAAUUCUUAGCAGUGAAAGAAACCACUGGGUAGCAUUGCUUCUCUAAAUUAAACUGGCAUGUGUUGCCAUGGUGACUGCAUUUAAUUAAAUGUAGCCUGUAUCUUAAGUUAAUAAAACCUAAUGCUGCUGUUAAACAGUUAUUUUAAAUGUUAAAAUACAGUGAGUUAGCCACAGCUAUGCUGUAUUUUAAGAGACACUUUAAUGGAAGUGCAAUCAUAGUUCUUUCUUUUCAUAAUUCUACAAAGCAUUCUAUGCACUAAUAGUGCAAUUACUUUUAAUGAUAACAUUUUAUAAAAAUGUAGGAAUACAGAAUUUUCAUAUAUCAGCCAGUCCCACAGUUAAAGUUCAAAUAACGCAUUCUGCUCAACAUGUUACGGUGCCUUUGCCUAACCCAACUGGAUAGUUGCCACAGUUAAACAAGUAAUUCAAAUUCAGUGUCUGUUCUGGAGUAACUAUGCUAUUAAUUGCAAAGACCUCCAUAAAACCACCCAUGGCCUUGCCUUUACAGUAAAUAACUAAAUGUUCAGUCAGUGUUUUCGCAUAACCAAAACACUGCUAGGUAUUUGUUCUAUUGCACAAUACUCAUUUGCUGUGUGAUUACUGUUUAGUGUAAAAAAAUAAAAAUAAAAAAUAAAAAAGCAACCACAAAACCCCUUUUCCUAGGUGUUGUACCGUGAAAAAAAUAAAAAAUACUGGUUUUAGAUUUGCUUAAAAGCAUCAAUCUACAGUUAGUGAGAUACAAUGGUACAGUAUGUAAUUACAACUAGAGUAAGUUGUUCAAAUGGCUGUUUUAAUUACAUAUAAUCAAAACUUGUCAUAACACGAGCAAAUUACAUACACUCCGUUUUAAGUUUUGCUUAACUGUUACCAGAGAUUUGUUGAUAUGAUAUAAAAGUUUAUUACUACUGAGUGUGUAUAGGCAAGUGUCAUAAUAGCAAAGUUUAUGUAUUGAUUACUGUGAGUUCAAGUGAGUGUUUUGGUAACUAAUUCAUGCCAAUCCAGCUUUUGAACCUUGAAGUUGCAAGGUUUGUAUUAGUAAAAAAUUAAAUAAGAAUAUUUUACCCUUACCCCAUAAAAAUCUUGUUCAUUUUGCAAGCAUCUUUAGAGAGAAUGGAAUAGAAUAGUCUCAAAUAACUUCAACAUUUCCUCUAGCUGCCCUGUUCCUGAAAUAGUAAUAAUCCUUUGGACAUCUUUGAAAAAUACCUAUUUUAAAUGUUCCAUGAUACAAAAUCCUUCAACUAAAACAAUUCUUGGUGAACAGUCAUCAUGAAUUGGUCUGAAAGUUGUUUAACUCACAUAGCUUCCUUGAACUGUAAUUUCUGAACAGAAAGAUUCUCACAAAAAGAUCGUGUAUUGCAUUGAGAUGCCUUGCAGAGUUACAGUAAGAUAUGUAAGAAUGCUUUCUGUGAAGAUUGUGAAGUCUGUGGGUUCUGGUUUUUUGUAAUUUGGUUAGGUUGUGCAGUAUAUCCAUUGUUUCCGUGUUACUCUUAUGAGCAUGAAAUUAGCCUAUUAAAUUUGUAUUUUCUUGGUACUUAUUUUAACACCAUAGUCAUUGACUUUACAAUUCAGAAAUAAAGUUUGGCAAGACUAUUUUGUAAACCUGUUAAUUUUAUAAUGUAAAAAAUUACUCUAACCUUGAAUUGUUAUUUGCACUUUCAUAGUCUAUACUUGAUACAUUCCCACUUUAUAUACAAGUAGGAUACUACAACCAUGUAGAUGUUUGGCCAAAUGAAUGCUGUUAAUAAUAUGUAAAAUUCUUUGAUUAAACAUUUAUUACUUAAACUAA
Molecule: messenger RNA, 6239 nt
Organism: Melopsittacus undulatus (budgerigar)
Lineage: Eukaryota; Metazoa; Chordata; Aves; Psittaciformes; Psittaculidae
Gene: ANKIB1
Product: ankyrin repeat and IBR domain containing 1
Exons: 20
Coding region: 591-3785 (1064 amino acids)
Biological process (GO): positive regulation of proteasomal ubiquitin-dependent protein catabolic process; protein polyubiquitination; ubiquitin-dependent protein catabolic process
Cellular component (GO): ubiquitin ligase complex; cytoplasm
Molecular function (GO): ubiquitin conjugating enzyme binding; ubiquitin protein ligase activity; zinc ion binding
Source: RefSeq, a predicted model, not a curated record